Molecule: messenger RNA, 291 nt
Organism: Acytostelium subglobosum LB1
Lineage: Eukaryota; Evosea; Eumycetozoa; Acytosteliales; Acytosteliaceae
Exons: 2
Coding region: 1-291 (96 amino acids)
Source: RefSeq, a predicted model, not a curated record
AUGGCUCCGUCCUCCACAAAGAGAACGCAGCAGGCGAAUAACAAGAAGUGUCGGUUGUCAACCAAGUCCAACACACCAGAGACAACCUCCACCUGUAGAUCAAAGAGCAGCAACGAGAAGCCCAAGACAACGACCACAACGACGACUGCUGCUGCACAGACCAAGAAGCACAAGACAUCAACGACAACAACAACAACAACUGCUGCUGCUAAGACCAAGAAGCACAAGACAACAACCACAUCUUCGCCAUCCAACAUGCCUUUCAACUUGACAACCAAACAACAUCAAUGA